AUGGAAGUCAGCGAACGCGAAGACCAAACUAGCGAAGCUGAUGAAGAUGACGUUGAGUGCUGCGUAUGUUUUUGGAAAAAUAAACGAUGUACAUCAGACAGCAGUUACAGAUGGUCUCCAAGAAGAUUGCAAGCGUGACACUCGAGUCAGACUCAAAUCCUGAAACACCGAAGACUGCCGAAGAGCGUACUGUUCGUAGAAAGAAGCGAACCAAGAGGAAGGGACAGCAGAUGGAUGUGGAUCCGACCCCGAAGGCCAAGUCUGAUAGCAAGUACAUGGAUUGCGACGGAUUCGAAUCGCACAUUUCAUCGAGCGACGAGUCAUAUUCGGAAGAUAACAAAGGAAGGGAGGCAGACGAUGAGCAGAGCGACUGGGUCGGAUACUCUCCUCCGAGAGGCGUUUUCGAGUCUCCAUUCGACAGACGCUAUCACGUCAGAAGAUCUCAGCCUGCCGGUCAUCAGUCGUCCAGCUUGCAGAAGAAAAUUGAAAGGCGAGGCAAUGUCUUCAAUAAAAAAAAAACUAUCCUGUUCUCAGAUUUGCUCGAGAAGGAGGUCGUGGCGAGUUGGUACUCGAGACGCGUUUCCGUGAUGGAGCGGCCAACUCUCUUCUGCAAAGAUAUCUGUACAAAUACCAUUUGGAAGUGGUCCGUCGUCAACGCGGAACAAUAACUCUCCGCAAAAAGUUCGAGGCACCGUCCACUUCGAGCACUCGCUAA
Messenger RNA from Caenorhabditis sp. 36 PRJEB53466, 715 nucleotides. The record is from the annotation of a GenBank genome assembly. Lineage: Eukaryota; Metazoa; Nematoda; Chromadorea; Rhabditida; Rhabditidae.